Ostreobium quekettii is the source of this 1956-nucleotide messenger RNA. NCBI's taxonomy places the organism in Eukaryota, Viridiplantae, Chlorophyta, Ulvophyceae, Bryopsidales, Ostreobiaceae. The record is from the annotation of a GenBank genome assembly.
AUGGGCGUCGCGUGCGGGAUGCGGCGCCAGGCUAGCGGCGGUCUCGGCCCCUGCGGGGGAACCCUGGAGGGUCGCCUGGCCGGCGGCGGCGAUCGGGAGGCCGAGACGGGCCCCAGCGAGGAGUUCCCGGUCGUGGGGUCCCCCACGCCGUUCGAGGUGGUGCCGUUCUACCGCGGCGGGCCGGCCAGCGCCGACAUCCCGUCGUCUUCGGCCUGCUCGUCGACGACUCAUUCCUUCGCGCCGAUCAGGCCCGUGGUCACCGACCUGGAGGCGGCCGGGCUGACCAGGCAGGGCCAGGCGACCAUGGAGGUGCGCAGCACGUGGACCUCCAACCCCUUCCUGCUGUCCAGCGGCGGGGGGCGGUCGCAGUGCGGCGGGGCCAAGACGUGCGCCCAGGAGGCGCUGGAGCAGGAGCACCUGAAGGGGAUGACGGACAUCUUCAGUUCGUCGCAGAGCGCGGCGUCCUCCGCGGGGGACAGAAGCGGCGGGGAGUCGUCGUCGUCGGCGGCCGCAUGCGCAGCCUUCGGCGGCUUUGCGCCGGCGAAGUCGGCCGAUCGGCGGAAUCAGCUGGUGGAGGACAUCUUCAACUCGUGCAGCGAGAUGCGCAGCGCGCGCGGCGACCUGUACGAGUCUUCCAAGGACAUCUUCGCAACGGCAGAGUCGCUGGCCGAGCCGCAGUCGAUGAGCAGGUCGGGAUCGGGCCGCCUGCUCUACCAGCAGGCGGCGCCCGUGAGGGAGGUCCCGCCGCCGGGGGGCCCGCUGAUGUCGUUCUGGGACGUCGACUCUCGCGGCUCCGCGGGGCUCAACUUCGUGUUCGUGGACGACGGGUCGGUGAGGGACAACGGCCUGUGGGCGGACGGCGCCAUGACCAGCGCCAGCACCACGAUCGACUCGGUGGGCCUCAGCACGGCCGACAUACAGCUCGUGCUGUCGUCCGCGAUGUCCUCCCGCGGGGGCGGCAAGGGGGGCGGGAUGCCGCAGCUGUGCUACUCGCUCGAGCUUGACACCUGCAUGCCGUUCUACGACAACACGUCGACGGGCGGAGUCAAGGACGGCUACCCUGCCGGUCCCUACAACGUCUCCUUCGACUUCGUUAGCAACAGCUUCAGCACGGACCUGGAGUGCGCGAUGGCGCGGCAGGCCAGCGGCGGUCUGCUGCACGUGACCACCGCGGGCCCCAGCGCCCCCGAGCUGCUGUCCAACUUCCUGCGCAGCACCAACGGGGAGACGGAACAGCAGCUGCUGGCGGCGGCGCGCGGGGCGGGUGGCGUACAGCAGCGCCUGGUCUCGCGGGCCCUCCCCGAUGGUGGCUUCCUCGACAUGCCGUCCUUCGACAACCGCUCGCGGACGUUCAGCGACUCCGAUCUGUCCGAGGCACACGGGACGUGGGCCCUGGACGUUGCGGCCCUGCGCAGCGGGAUACACGACCGGGUGCAUCACGCCGAGCGUGGCAAGCAUCAACAACUCGGGCUGGCGUGGCAAGUGCAGGAAAAGGUGUCUGCUGAAGAUUGGGUGGAGGAGGAGGCGACGGGCGCCAGGGGGGAAGAAGAGGCGUCAGGGGGCAAGGCUGCAGAGUGCGCGGGCUGCGCGGGCGUGGAGUCGGUCGACUCCGCGGCCAAGCCGCCGAGGAUGAAGCGCGGGUCGAUGGAGAGCCGCCAGUCGCUGCUGGCCCCCGAGAUCGAGGCGGCGGAGGGUGAGGAGAGGGCCGCCGGGCCGGCGACGUCCUCGCCGGGGCGCGGCGGGCCGUCCAGGAGCCAGCUGUACGACUCGUCGCGGUCUUGGGUGUCGCAUCUUUCGGGAAGCGGGCGGAACAGGCAUGCGUGCGGGACCAGCCGGUCGGAGCCGCCCGGCAGGGGGGGCUGCGAUCAGGGGCGGCUGUUGAGGGCGGUGGGCAGGUUGCUGGGCAAGUGGACGGCGUGCUUCAAGCCGGCGCCCGGGCGCCUCCUGGCAGCUUGA